Beta vulgaris subsp. vulgaris (sugar beet) is the source of this 1349-nucleotide messenger RNA. Its product is annotated as syntaxin-22. Gene Ontology annotation, biological process: vesicle fusion; vesicle-mediated transport; intracellular protein transport. Gene Ontology annotation, molecular function: SNAP receptor activity; SNARE binding. Lineage: Eukaryota; Viridiplantae; Streptophyta; Magnoliopsida; Caryophyllales; Amaranthaceae. The transcript has 7 exons. Gene Ontology annotation, cellular component: SNARE complex; membrane; endomembrane system. Bases 270 to 1034 code for a protein of 254 amino acids. The record is from RefSeq and is a predicted model, not a curated record.
AGAAGAAUAUAAUACACCACAAGUCCACAACUUUAAGGAAACACAAAAGGCAAGCAAGUCAAGGCAUGAAGAGUUGAGGUCGAGGAGAGAGAAGUUAAAGAGACAUAAAAACCAGAAACUUCAUCCCUCAGCAUCGUAACUUCCUUCUUUGUCUUUGUCUCUGUCUCCCUCUCUCUUCAUCCCACACUACUACAACUUCUUCUUCUUCUUCAACCGCCGUUUUCUGCAAUUUCUCAUACAAUUUGUAAAAAAAAAGAGGAGAGAGAAAGAUGAGUUUUGCUGAUUUAGAGGCAGGUAGACCUUUACCUUCCUUAAGAAGAAACCAACAAUUACAACAACAAGACCCUUCUCAAGCCGUAGCUUCUGGAAUCUUCCAGAUUAACACCGCUGUUUCUACUUUUCAACGCCUCGUUAAUACUCUCGGCACUCCUAAAGAUACCCUUGAUCUUCGUGAUCGAUUGCAUAAGACGAGGUUACAUAUUGGGCAGUUAGUCAAAGAAACCUCAGCAAAGCUUAAGGAAGCUAGUGAAACUGAUCUGCGCUUUGAAGUCAGUGCUAGCAAGAAAAUUGCUGAUGCUAAACUUGCUAGAGAUUUCCAGACAGUUCUUAAAGAAUUCCAGAAAGCACAACGACUUGCAGCACAGAGAGAAACUGCAUAUUCACCUUUUGUUCCAAAAGAAGCUGUAUCUUCUGAGUCUACUGGAAAUAAUGAGGAGAUAAGCUCAUUUCAAAGGCAGGAACAGCAGACCCUUCUCUUAGAGUCUAGAAGACAGGAGGUAGUGCUUCUGGAUAGCGAGCUUGUUUUUAAUGAGGCUGUUAUAGAAGAGAGAGAGCAUGGUAUUCAGGAAAUCCAACAGCAGAUUGGUGAAGUGAACGAGAUUUUUAAAGAUCUAGCAGUGCUAGUUCAUGAUCAGGGAGGUUUGAUUGAUGAUAUUAGUUCGAACAUUGAAAAUUCCCAUGCUGCAACUACACAAGCAACUUCCCAACUUUCCAAAGCUUCGAAGUACCAGAAAUCUAGCUCUUCUUUGGUCUGAUGAUUACUGCAGGUUUGUUUGCUUUUGGUGAUCUUUGGGAUCAUCCUGCUCAUUGUGAUCAUAAUUGUUGUGUUUUGAAGAGGAAAUCGAGUGAAUUCCGAGCAACCAAGCUUGAUCCCUGCACCAUGUCCUUCAACAAGGGUGUUCAAGAAGGGUCAGAGUAAUUUAGGUUGUUGUGUGUCUAUCUAUGGUAAAUAAACGUUUGAUUACAUGUACAGUCUUCUGAUUUACUGUUUAGUCUAUAUUCCGACUUGUGUCAAAGGAAAUUAUAACUCAAUAAUAUGUACAAAAUCGAUAGUAUUUAUUGUUUUUUUA